AGGGAAGGAAGAGAAAGGAUAGAAAGGGAGUGGAGCUGGCACCUACGGUGGCCGAAGAGGGACGCGCCGAGCCGGAGGCUGCAGGAUGAUGCGAUUCAUGCUGCUGUUCAGCCGUCAGGGAAAGCUGCGGCUGCAAAAAUGGUACCUGGCCACGUCAGAUAAGGAACGGAAGAAGAUGGUUCGGGAGCUUAUGCAGGUUGUUCUGGCUCGAAAACCCAAGAUGUGCAGCUUCCUGGAGUGGAGGGACCUCAAAGUUGUCUAUAAGAGAUAUGCCAGCCUCUAUUUCUGCUGCGCCAUUGAGGGCCAAGACAAUGAGCUCAUCACGCUGGAGCUGAUCCAUCGGUAUGUGGAGCUCCUGGACAAAUACUUCGGCAGCGUGUGCGAACUGGACAUCAUCUUCAACUUUGAGAAGGCCUACUUCAUCCUGGAUGAGUUUUUGAUGGGAGGGGACGUCCAGGACACCUCUAAGAAGAGUGUGCUGAAGGCUAUUGAGCAGGCAGACCUGCUGCAGGAGGAGGAUGAGUCGCCACGCAGUGUGCUGGAGGAGAUGGGUCUGGCAUAGCCCCUGCCGGCCGGGCCCCGUGGAGCUAGGGGAGCUGGUGGAGAGGCAGGGCAUGGUGGCUGCUUCUCCUGCGUCCCUCAGGGCCCUUCUCUUGGUGGGACCCAGUUGCCCCUCCUCUGCCACCUCACCUUCUUUGGAGGGAGCCGUGGGCUCCGGCCCUUCAAACAUUCCCUUCCUCCACCCUCCCUUUCCCACUGAAGGCUUUCGGAGCUAGGAGGCAGGAAAAUGUGACCAAGUUGGGGUGCUAUUUGGCUGUUAUUCCCUGCCUUUGAAGAACCAAUGUCACCCAGAAAUCCUCCCCCCACUUACCACUGUAAAUAUAUAAAUAUGUCAGGUUAAAGGGAAAAGGUUUUCAGGGCUCUUCUCUCCCCUCUGCCCCAAAACCUACCUCCACCCUCCCCCUAGCCAGUCAGGGCAGCUUCUCUGCCUGGGAGGGGGCCUUUUCCCUCACCUGCCCCCACUUCCUCCUUGGCUUUAGUGGGGCCCCUGUCCAGCACCAGGGCAGGAACUACUUAGUUAAUUUUUUUCUAACCUUGCCACUUUGAGGGAAGGAAGGGCUGGGGGAAGGGCAAGCUUUCUGGGACACUGGCCCUGUGCCUCCUCCAUUCUGUUCUGGGUGAGGCAAGAGCUAAGCGGGACGGGUGGGCAAGUGUCCACCUUUAUUUCCUUUCUUCUGAAAUAAAAGGAAAAAGUGUUUCUGGA
Molecule: messenger RNA, 1264 nt
Organism: Marmota flaviventris (yellow-bellied marmot)
Lineage: Eukaryota; Metazoa; Chordata; Mammalia; Rodentia; Sciuridae
Gene: Ap1s1
Product: adaptor related protein complex 1 subunit sigma 1
Biological process (GO): intracellular protein transport; vesicle-mediated transport
Cellular component (GO): membrane coat; AP-1 adaptor complex
Molecular function (GO): clathrin-cargo adaptor activity
Source: RefSeq, a predicted model, not a curated record